Molecule: messenger RNA, 1332 nt
Organism: Penaeus vannamei (Pacific white shrimp)
Lineage: Eukaryota; Metazoa; Arthropoda; Malacostraca; Decapoda; Penaeidae
Source: RefSeq, a predicted model, not a curated record
AUGUCAGCCAAAGGAGAUAUAGGCGUGUCUUAUCUCUCCUUAAUGACUGGUAAACCCCUUUUGCCCCCUGUUAUAGGGCGGGUUGACGGGCAAGGAGAGGUUAUCUUGUCUUCAGUGAUAGCAAAGGCAUCUGCUCUCCCGAUCAUCACACUAUGGAAGCUUGUGCCAUCUUCCCUGUAUAGUGUUGAUGCAAUAUCUGUGAUUAUGAAUAUUAGGCAGAGGAAAUUGCCUUUGAUUGAUUUUAUUAAUCAAGAAUUCGAGGAUUUCGAACUUGCUCCUUUGCGGUAUAGACCAGAGGGCCUCGAUCAGCUGUGCGAGGCCACGAGAUUCACCAAAGAAGAAUUGCAGUUUAUGUACCGGGGCUUCAAGCAGGAGUGCCCGACGGGUGUCAUCUCAGAGGAGACCUUCAAGGAGAUCUACGGGAAAUUCUUCCCCUUGGGAGACUCCGCCAUGUACGCCCACUAUGUAUUUGGCACGAUGGACCAGGAUGGCUCUGGCACCAUCACCUUCGGAGACUUCAUCAUGGGCCUCUCCGUGCUCCUGAAGGGGACGCUGCAGGAGAGAGUCAACUGGAUCUUCAACCUGUAUGACAUCAACAACGAUGGCUACAUCACACGGGAAGAGCUGAUUGACAUCGUGACCUCCAUCUAUGACCUCAUGGGCGACCAGGCCAACCCCUGCGUGGAUGACAGUACGGCCGUGGACCAUGUCGAUAAGGUCUUCCAGAAACUCGACUUGAACAAAGAUGGCGUCGUGACUAUGGACGAGUUUAUGGAAUAUUGUUCAAAGAACGAGAAUGUGAUCCAAUCUCUCAACAUAUUUGACGAGAUCCAUUAACAGAAGGAAGGAGAACCCAUUUUUGGCCACGUUGUUCUUUUUUUAUCUUUUUUUUUAUCUACUCGACGUCCUUCUCAUCGCAGUAAGGAUAUCGAAGCGUUUGGCGAUUCACGAUGAUGAUUAAAACUCGUCGAAUAUUUCUCUUGGUCGAUGGUCGAGUGUGCCGAGCCUCGUCGACGCCAGCAGAGGGUCGAGGGUUCGCCUUUUGGAAGCCUCGGCGACGAUCGUGAGACACGUGGGUGGCCCUUCGAGGCGAGGAGAAUGAUGCUGGGACGGAGAUGGGAGAGGAACGGAGGCUGGGGAUGGGCGUCCUCGCGAGGGGAGCUCAGGGGCGGCGGGGAAUUCAAAAGCUGGGUCCUCGCUCACUCGUCUACGUUCCCUGUUUCCCUCCUCCUCCUCCUCCUCCUCCUGCCCAGGUCCCAACGUAGCUGAAAGGGCUACGAUAUUCUGGAGAAAUAUUUUCCCUGUGUCUUCUUUGCUUUCAUUUCUCUUUUU